AUGCAGGACAGCCCCAGCAGCCACCAUCAAAAGGCGCUCAAGUCGGGCUUCCUCGCUGCAGAGGACGAGAAGGACCAGGCGCAGCAGGCGCUCCAGGGCGUCCCACUGCUUACUGCGUCCGCCAGCAUGAGUUCACGUGCAGCUGCGUCAGGAGGGUCACUUGCGCGGCGGCUGGGCGGCGGUGGGGCGGCCAUCGCGCCAACCACGCCCGUCAAAGUUGCAUCCGGGCAAGUGCCGCAGACACCCCCAAACAAACCUGCGCUCGCAGCACCAUUGCCGUUGCUCAGCGAGGACAGCUCACGAAAAAGGCCUCGACUCUCGGCCAUGGAUUCGGACGAUGACAGCGAACAAGACUCUGCAGACCGCUUCCAGCGCGAGACAAACCGUCGAAAUGCAACCGCGCUUGCCAAUCCGCUGGUCGACAAUGCAGAAACCCCGAGGCGUCGCGAGCAGCACCAACGGGAACAAGCCCCAGUGGAAGAGCUCCCGGACUCUCGCAUGCAGCAAGGCACGCGCAAAAUUGCUUCGCGUGCUGCCAAACAGGUCGCACAAAAGCAGUUGUCACAGAUGCAUUCACCCACCGGCGCUGUUCUUCAGCGGGUAAUUCCUCGUGGGCAGGCUCGCGGCUCGCCCAAACCGCCAACUGCUCAAUUGAGCUCGAAGGCUGCGUCGUCAGGAAAGCAAGCCACCGAAGCACCGUCAGCCGCAACCAGACAUGAUGAGUCCUCGUCAGAAAGCGAAGAUGAAGAAGCACUCUUCGACGAUGAAAACGAGGACGAGGAAGAAGAGGAAGACCUGCAGCGAUACUUCCACGAUCACAACAAGUCGGAUCUAACCUCCAACAAUACUCUGGCUCAUCUGAAAGGAGUCGACGAAGAGACCCUCGCAAGUGCCAUCAAGCGACUUCCCGAGCAGAUGGUCGAGGAGCGAAAUCUGCUCCGAGCUCAGCUCGCUCUUCAGUUCCCCCGUUGGAUGUUUGAACUUCAGAACAACUUUAACCUAUUGCUGUACGGCCUCGGAUCCAAGCGAAGGAUUAUGCGCGAUUUCGCUUCGGCCAUCCUACCCGAUGCCUGUCAGCUUUUUGUCAACGGAUACUUUCCUGGUCUCACCAUUCGACAUAUUUUAGCACAGCUCACCGAAGGUGUACUCAACUGUUACGACACCUUCCGCACACCGUUUGAGCAGUGUGAUUACAUCCGUCGAACGUUCGCGCUUGCCGAAUCCGACACGACCAUCCCGCGACACGUGUAUCUCUUUAUCAACAACAUCGAGGGGCCGGGCCUCCGCAACGAAAAGGCGCAAGCCAUUCUUGCGUCGCUGGCCUCGUUGCCUCAAUUCCAUCUUAUUGCAUCCAUUGAUCAUGUCAAUGCGCCUUUGAUCUGGGACAAUGAAAAAGUCGGACGCUUUUCUUGGAUCUGGCACGACGCCACGACUUAUGAUCCGUACCAACACGAGACGUCCUACGAGCACUCGCUUGCCGGUCUGCUCUCAGCCACCGGCUCCACAGGCGUGGGUCACACGAACGUUCGCGGAGUCAUGCACGUGCUCAAGAGUCUCACGCCGAACGCGCGCAGCAUUUUCAAGCUUCUUUUGACCUAUCAACUCGAUGAAGGCGAGGAAGCGGAAGUCUUACUCGAUUGCGUUGCGGUCGUGUUCCCAGGUUUCCCAUUCCAUGCGUUCUACAAGCUGUGUCGUGAACGAUUUUUGGUAAACAGCGAUCUAACCCUCAGAACACAGUUGACCGAAUUCCGAGAUCACGAAAUGAUUCGGUCGCGCAAGGGAACGGAUGGCUUGGAGUAUCUGUCGGUGCCAAUGAGUACCACAUUGAUGAAAAAUGUACUCGAAGCAAUCAACACUACCAAAUGA
Molecule: messenger RNA, 1866 nt
Organism: Capsaspora owczarzaki ATCC 30864
Lineage: Eukaryota; Filasterea; Ministeriida; Capsasporidae
Product: origin recognition complex subunit 2
Exons: 9
Coding region: 1-1866 (621 amino acids)
Biological process (GO): DNA replication
Cellular component (GO): nucleus; nuclear origin of replication recognition complex
Molecular function (GO): DNA replication origin binding
Source: RefSeq, a predicted model, not a curated record